Glarea lozoyensis ATCC 20868 is the source of this 855-nucleotide messenger RNA. RefSeq lists its product as uncharacterized. The record is from RefSeq and is a predicted model, not a curated record. The transcript is spliced from 3 exons. NCBI's taxonomy places the organism in Eukaryota, Fungi, Ascomycota, Leotiomycetes, Helotiales, Helotiaceae. The coding region runs from base 1 to 855 and encodes 284 amino acids.
AUGUCUUCCAAAUCGCGGUCAUCGAAAGCACAGGGUUCAUCGUCGCGCCCAACCCCAUCUUCCCCGCCUGUCAGCUUCCUCUUCAUCGUCAACGAAUUACCAACAAACGACAAUCCAGAGCACGAAGGAUCGGUUGAAGCACUUUACGUUGAUGGUCGAUGGCGCCCUCCAGUUGACAUCCGCGGGUUCUUCGCACAAGAACCUGGAGCCGUGUAUCGAUGGAAAGAUGGUACCAUCACUCGAGCGAGCGAAUUUGGUUGGUCCACUCAACAACUAGGACAACCUCCUUACGCAGAUGGCACGAUUUUCAGGACUUACAAUGGCUUUACGGACUAUCCUACUUAUUACCGCGCAGCUACCGUCUUUUACUGCAACCGAUUCGACCUCUUCUUCACCGCACGCGGUGAUGCUAGCGUGAGGAAUAUCAGAACUUGCGAUCCCGAAGAAGGUUGGCAUCCUCUUACAUUCCAUCACGACGGCAGAAUCACCCGCGCUGAACAUGCUGGCGACCAAGCACAUACGAGAGUCCGAGAAGCGGAUUGGAUCACUCAGUUGAUUCCUACCAAUUACCGGGCUGCGUCUGGCAACACCACAAGUGGCGGACUGGCUGGCUUGCUCCCGAUUGUGAUUUCGCUAGUCGCGUUUUCUUGUACGGAUCCGUAUCAGCUUGAUGAGAUACUCAUGGUUGACCGGGCGUGGAGAGGACAUCGUUGGCAUGGUCAUCGCAGGGAUACUGGUCGAAUCGGCGGAAGAGGUGUCAUUACCACUGUCUAUCUCGACCCAGAUAAUCCAGAGGGCUCGAAUCCUAAUACCUUGUGGGAUGUGGAAUAUGGAAAUACUCCUAUCUUUCGCUAG